Schizophyllum commune H4-8 is the source of this 2730-nucleotide messenger RNA. RefSeq lists its product as uncharacterized. The transcript is spliced from 5 exons. NCBI's taxonomy places the organism in Eukaryota, Fungi, Basidiomycota, Agaricomycetes, Agaricales, Schizophyllaceae. Bases 244 to 2649 code for a protein of 801 amino acids. The record is from RefSeq and is a predicted model, not a curated record.
GGAAGCUCUAAAUGAGGGUACCACCUCCUGGCUCGUGUGCCAAACGGGAGAUAGCUCCCAAGCAACGCCAGUCGCUGUCGUAUUGCGCAGCCCCCCGUGGCGUAGUUGUUUACGGCGCUAUGUGUCAGGAAUGGGGACUUGGCCAUAGCUGUCCCUUCUUAAAGUCGUCUCGCCCUCCGAUGUCAUUCUAUCAGCGCCUCUUCAGAAGCUCGAUUCAUUUUCUACUCAUCGCCUCCUUCGACAAUGGCCAUGAACAAGCCCUCGUCCCCGCAAGAAUGGCACCAGUGGGCCACUUCUCCCUCGCUCAGCAAAAUACCUGCGAUGGCCAGUCAGAUCACGACCGGUACAAGCUCUGUGACACGCGAUGUCUACGUCGACGUCAGCCACCUUCAAACGGCCGGAGUCGACUUCACCUAUGUCUACACUGACAUCCUCGCGCUCUCCCCCGCUCCGACGGUGCAGCUGCCGCUGCCAGCGCUCGCCUCUAUCACGAUCUUUUCGAGGGUGAUAACCUCGGAGGCGCCGGUGAACAUCCACCUAACGACCGCAUCUGACGAUGCUGCUCAAGUAAUAAUCUGGGCGACGUACGUCGACCAGCCGAUUACCGUGUCGCUUGGGAACGGCUCGCCGCAAGCGCUGAACCUCGGCGUCAUGUCGGGGAACGUUGGCGUCUCUCUGACGGCCACCAAAGGCACCCUCGCCGUGGAGUACUACAAGAGCUACUUCUUCCAGGACAUCGCUCCCGACGGCGACCUGUACAAGAUGCUCGCAACGCAGCUCCGCAUCACGUCCGUUCUCUUCUGGACUCAGCCAAUGGUCGCCGCGCUCCUUGCGCUCCACGUCGUGCGCACCACUGUCCGCGCCUAUGGGAGCAGCGCGCUGCUCAACAUCCAAGCGUCCGCAAUCCUGCAGCAGAUCAGGGCGGCCGAUUUCGCUGGGCCGGGCACCUCGUACGCGCCAGUCCUAAAGCUCGACUUCUACAGGAACUCGAUGGUGACCAUCCUCACUGCCGGAGCCGCAUUCCAGGCGCAGUACGACCGCUUCACGGACAACAAAGCCACCGUUGACGACCAGCUGAAGGCGUGGGAUAGCAUGCUCGUGCAGGCGCAGAGCACACUGGCCAUGCAGCAGCAGCUUGCGCUCGACGCGAAGUCGAAGUGGCUUUCCGCGCAGCAGAUUCUCUCGACGGCGCAGAACGACAUGAAGGUUCACCAAUGGACCCUGGACGUUAAAGCGUCCGCCUUUCGCGCUGGGAUCGCGAUUUGGCAGCGGCAGAAGACGCUCGACGCUGUGGUCAACAUACUGCAGGCUAUCGUUACAUUCGCCCUCGCCAUUGGCGCUAUAUGUAUAGGAGACCCCGCGCCUGCCGCCGCUGCGCCUGCUGAGGCUGCUGCUGCUGUUGAGAGUGCCGCCGCCGCUGCAGAUGCCGCCGCGAAGGUGACGGGCAGCAUCAUCGACAAGAAAACCUUGGAAAACAUCCAGAAGGUUGUUACGGGUAUCUCGACCAUGGUGCACUCCACUAUCGACAAUGCAAACGCCAUCAACAGCGCCGCAGCUGGCGGGUCGAGUGCUUUGUCUCCCUUCCCCGAGGAGCAGGGCGAUGGGGACUUGCAGGCCCUCGUCGGUGGGGCUGCGUGGGACAAGUGGAUCCUCGGCGUCGAGGCCCAGAUGGGCUACGCGGUCUCCGAGGGCAUCGGCGGCGCUUCCGGGUACCUCCUCGAGCUGCGCAACCACGCCAUCAACGGCAAGCUCACGACGCAGGCGAGCGCACAGGCCGUCAAGGCGGGGCAGGAGUACGUUCACCACCAGCUCGCUCUGCAGCUCGCGCAGGCGGACAUGGUGCGCCUGCAUGCGCUGCGCCUGUCGUUCAAGAACGAGGCGGACCAGCUCGACGUCGCGCGGCUGCACUUCUACGACCGCCUCGACGCGAUGCGCACGAGCACGCUCAUCGAGCUCCGCAACAUCAUGUGGGCGUUCAAGUUCUACACGCUGACGGAUAGCUCCUUGGUUCUCGACCCGAGCAAGCGGAUGGAGGAGUAUCAGGCAGACCUCUCUCAGCUCGUCCGCGAGGUCGAGAGCUACGAAGAAGGCACGGCGAGCGACAAGUCCCCCAUCCAUUUUGUGCGCGAUAUCAAAGACCCGUGCUUCGACAGCAUCGGUCUUAGCGUCAUUGCCGCCCUGCAGCAACAGCAUUCUGCUACCUUCGCCCUGGUCCCUCGUCCCAGCACCGGUGACAAAGCUCUACCAUACCCAGCAGGCCCCUUCACCGACGGCAGCGCCUUCCGCGUCUUCGGCAUGCGCGUCGUCUUGCAGGGCCUCGUGCCCAAGCCCUCGGCGCUCUCACAGGCUGGCACGGCCGUCGUCUGGAUUACUGUCGGUACCUCGGGCAUCUACAAUGACAUCCGCAGGGACAACGCGGUCUUCGGCUUUACCAGCCUGCCCCAGAUUCGUCAGUUCAAGUACCUCGUCGACGCGCAGGGCAAGGCGGUCAACAACGGCAUCGAAGUCGACUCGAUCAUCACGAUGUCGCAGCACAUGGAUCCACCCCCUUUUACGCAGUGGUCGAUCACGAUUGACCAGCCGGACCUUUUCGACCUGACGAAUCUGACGGGUGUCCAGCUGGAAUGGCAAGGUGUAGCGUACAUGUAAAUUGAAUAAACUCGACUAUAUUGACUUGGUAUCUUUGUAGGAUCGUUGUACCAUCAGAAUUUGAAUCUCUGUCCCGCUGUA